AUGUCAAAUGACGUCGGCGAAGAGUAUGAUGAAACAUUUCAAUCAACAUCAAAGAAAAUUGACUUGACGAAAGCUUUCGGAUUUGAUGGAUUCCAAGAAACGGCGACCGUCAAUGAUUUCACAAAUGAAGAACUCAUCCGUCUUUUGGCAUUCAUGGAAGGCGAAUUGGAGGCUCGCGAGGAUGCGAUUGAAUCACUCAAGAGAGAACGCACUAAAAUCCUGCUCGCCGAAGCGAAAUACGGCAAAAUUAGUCUGAAUGAUCCGUUUUCGGCGUUAAGACGUGACUCAGCUAUUAACAAUGAGAUGUUCAAUGAAGAUCAGAUUGUCGAAAUGUAUGAAUCGCAAGUUGAGCAACUUGAAAAACUCAUCAAAGUGCAGAAAAAGUCACAAAAGCAAGCUGCAAUGUUAUUAGCGUCACUCGAUAAAAAACACUAUAAAUUAGUGAAAAAGCUUGAAGCAGACCGAAAAGCGCAGAUUGAGUAUGCCAAACAAGGAGACGAUGUUGUCGCUAUGCUUGAAAAAGAGAGGAGUAACCUAAAUCAAAAGAUUGAGUUUCACAUUGAAGAAGCUCGUAAAUUCCAAGAAGAACGGGAUAAAAUGGAAAUGAAAAUGGUUUCCGAGAAGAAACGGCACGAAGCUAUCGUACUUUAUUUGAUACAGGAGCGAAAACAGCUUUUGCUCAAAAUGCACGAAUUACGUGUGAAUGCCGAACAAUUGCUUCAGCAGCAACAACAACAACAACAGCCUGGAUCAUCAACGGCUUCGAUUUCGGAUCGAGAGCUCAUCGAAGAACUAAAGAAGGAAGUCACGUUUCUUCGCGGAGAACGAGAAUCGCUCAUGAAAACCCAAAAAAUGCUCAAAACUGAAAAUUUGAGCCUAAAAGAAACUGUUCGUGGUCAAGAGUCGGACUUAACGGCAUUACGGAAAAAUCUGCUGUCGUCCUCAAAAAUCCCUGAAAAACCGACAACACUGUUGCCACAGCUCACACCAGAUGUUGGCGGGUCUCUGAUAGUGGCCAAUCGCGGAGCAACGAUUUCAAAUGUAAGGCCGUCAUCUGGUACAGCUCCAUCGAGGUUGUCUACAUCGAGUUCGUUUCCGAUGGAGAAAAGCAAACUUCCACGAGGACCGCAUCCACCGAAUGUUGCGUCGACGUCACAUUCUGCUACAGUGCCAAGAAACUCGGUUACUAGCACAAGGACUGGUGUUAAUAGUUCGCCGAUUAAAAAGACUCCGGUUAUGGGUGUUUCAUCGUCGAAUGUUCGACGUCCCGCAACUUCCUCUCCUUCCACUCCCCUCACACCUGAGCUGGAACAACUUGAAGCUGCAAUACAAUCUAUGAAUGUUGGUCCCACAAAUCAGUCAUCAAUGGUUAAAAGAAGUUCAAGCAUGCCGCGCGAGCAUAAAGCACCGGUUAAAAAAGCAACCGGAUCAGUUCGAAGUAUGAAUGUGUCGACAACGGGAAGUAUCACGACUCGGAUAGCGAGCCCGUCGACAACGAUAGCGGCGACAACUAAACUUUCGGGCACCGUCAAACGGAACGGGAUCCUCGCCAAAGCAUUCGGCUCAUCUGACAAACAUUGA
Molecule: messenger RNA, 1581 nt
Organism: Caenorhabditis bovis
Lineage: Eukaryota; Metazoa; Nematoda; Chromadorea; Rhabditida; Rhabditidae
Source: the annotation of a GenBank genome assembly